GUCCGCACCGACUCAACAACAUAACACCCGUAUAUCUCGCGCGCCGGACUUUUUUUUCAACAGUCGUUUUUCAUCCCACGAGAUCCGGGUUCGAGUGACCAUGUUCGUAAUUGCUCUGUGAUUUGGAACUUUUUUCAUUUUGACGUUCUUCUUGGUGUUUUGACGUCCACUGGAACAACAUGGGGGUACUUUGGAGGCUGUGCCUUCUGUCGAUGAUCGCGCUGUUGCCGCUACCGGCAAGCUCGAAGUCGCGCCACCACUUCUACAACAUCACCGCUUACACAAGGAACCUCCCGGAAGAUUUGAGGCCUACCGUUUUGAGGGCCUUGGAGGCCGAAAGGAGCGAGGUUAAUCCGGAUUGCCGCGAGCAGGACGACGCGCCUUGCCCGCCCAACAAAUUUAGGCAACCCGAUGGGCAUUGCAACAACGUCAGGCACUCUAGAUGGGGCAGCAGGGGCUCAGCCUUCCUGAGGCUGUUACCUCCGAGUUAUUCAGAUGGCAAAACGCAGCCGAGGCAAUCCAACUCCAACCACGCUCUGCCCAGCCCUCUGGACGUGGCUUCCACCCUUCAAACCAUCCCAUCGAGAAACCACGAGUCCGUUACGGCUCUUCUCGGCGCCUGGAGCGAGCUGCUGCUCCACGAUCUGGCCAGCACCGGCAACCUCAAGAGCCAGGAUUGCUGCAGCGACGAGGCCAAAACUCACGGGGAAUGCUACGGGAAGUUGAGCAACGGCCAGUGCAGAGAGUACAUGAGGACUCUGCCGGCUGUGGAUAGCGAUUCUUGUAAAUUCAAUUACCGCAACCAGAUGAACUUGGCUACCUCUCACCUGGACGGUUCGGCCCUUUAUGGGAACACUGAUCAGCAACUGGAACGGCUUAGAACUUACGACGCCGGUUUGGUGAACGUUUCGGUGUGCCAACCGUGCCAAAGUAACGCCUUGUACAGCGCCAUCCUCAAGGAGCACAACAGAAUCGCGGUUAAUUUGGCACAACUCAACCGACACUGGGACGACGAGACGUUGUUCUUCGAAAGUCGCAGAAUCGUGGCCGCGGAAAUCCAGCACAUAACCUACAACGAGUUUUUACCGACAGUGCUCGGAGAAGAGUCUGUGACCCACUCGGAACUGGAGUUGAAGCACCACGGUCGCUACUCGAAGUACUCGAGCCAUAAAAGAGCAGGGGUGUACAACGAAGUGGCCAUGAGCGGCUUCCCCGCUCUACUGUCGAUGAUACCGACCAGUUUGGCCAACCAAACCGCCGAAUCGUUCGCCGAUAUGAUCGAUGUUCUGAUCACCACCCCGGCGCAAGUGCCUAGUACUCAUAUGAUGGUGAGUUUGCGUUCCGAUUGGGACACAGCCGCGUUGUUCUUGCACAUGGGGCGCGACCACGGCAUACCCCCGUACCCUCAGUGGGUUCAGUACUGCUCCAACUUGACGCACACCCACAAACUCAACUUCGAAUUCGAAGACUUGAAACUCGUCGGCAUCAAGCAGGAGUACAUGAAAGCUUUGAAGUACUUGUACAGGAACACCGAGGAUAUAGACCUUCUGGCGGGCGUUCUGUUGGAAAACCCCAUUCCCGGGGCUGUUGUAGGGCCCACUUUAAGGUGUCUCUUGAAGAAACAGUUCAGUUUGUUGAAGGAAUCCGACAGGUUUUGGUACGAGAACGAUUUACCCCCCAGCAGUCUCACAACCGAGCAGCUAAAGGAGAUCAAGAAGAUCACGGUGGCUGGACUACUGUGCGCCAACACAGACGACCUGGAUAAAAUUCAACCCAAGGCUUUCGUACAGGAAGACCCCUACCUCAACGCACGUAUCUCCUGCGAUCAACAUCCGCUUCCGCAGCUGGCAGAGUGGGUUGAAAUGGACCACAUGACGGACCUAACUGAGGAUUUGUUGAUGGAAGCCGUCUCCAAAGGAGUGCAAGAAGUUCUGGACAGAAGAAAGGUCGAAUACAUGGCGUGGAGUAAAUACGGUGGGGUGGACCCCAAAUCCCCUGGAGGUACCGCCGCCUCGUUCAGCAAGGCCAACAAGCAAGCUUUACAGCUGGCAAACUCCUCCCUACUCUUUGAGUUCGCUUCCAAUGAGAUUGUGAACUCCUUGAUGCACAAGAGAAGGAGGAGGCAGAUUUUCGACAACAACGUUUUGUCGUCGGUUUUCAGGGACGAGAUAACCGACGGUCUCCAACACGUCGACAUAACCUCGUUAAUUCCGCCGGAAACCUUCGAAGGCGAUAACAAGUGCGACGAGUUGGGUCCGUGCGACCCCUCAACCCCGUACAGAACUUACACCGGGCAUUGCAACAAUUUACGCAACCCUUCGUUCGGUAAAAGCCUGCAGGUCUUCACCAGGUUGCUUCCCAGUGUGUACGAGGACGGUAUUUCGAAACCCAGACUCACUGGGGCGACGGGGGCUCUCCUACCCAACCCCAGAACCAUUUCCACAGUGGUGCACCCCGAUAUUAGCAAUUUGCACAAUCGCUACACUUUGAUGACGAUGCAGUUCGCUCAAUUCGUCGAUCACGAUCUCACGAUGACGCCGAUUCAUAAGGGUUUUCACGAAAGUAUCCCGGAUUGUAGAUCCUGCGACAGUCCCAGAACUGUGCACCCCGAGUGCAACCCCUUUCCAAUCCCAGCCGGGGAUCAUUACUACCCCGAAGUUAAUAUAACAUCGGGGCAGAGAAUGUGCUUCCCUUCCAUGAGGAGUCUACCCGGUCAGCUCAAAUUGGGACCGAGGGAACAAGUCAACCAAAAUACGGCCUUUCUUGAUGGCUCGAUGAUCUACGGAGAAAACCCUUGCGUCAUCAACGGUUUGAAAGGGCAGAGCGGUGAAAUGAACUACACUAAACACCCUAUAAGAGGCAAACACUUACUCCCAAGAACUGACACUCACCCUGAGUGCAAAUCAGAGUCGGGGUACUGCUUUAUAGCCGGCGAUGGAAGAGCCAGCGAGCAACCUGGAUUAACUGCGAUUCACACGAUAUUCAUGCGGGAGCACAACAGAAUCUCCAACGUGCUAAAGCAAAUAAACCCGCACUGGAACGAGGAGAAAAUCUUCGAGCAAUCCAGAAGAAUCGUUGUGGCCGAAUUCCAACACAUCUCGUACAACGAAUUCCUCCCGAGACUUCUGAGUUGGAACGCCAUGAACCUCUACGGGCUCAAACUAUUACCCCAAGGCUACUACAGAGAGUACAACCCGUCGUGCAACCCCGGCAUAUUCACCGAAUUCGGCGCCGCAGCCUUCCGAAUCGGCCACUCGCUGCUGAGACCGCACAUACCGAGGGUCAGCGAGACGUAUCAGAUCGUAGACCCCCCAAUACUGCUCAGAGAUGGGUUCUUCAAGACGGACAUUAUGAUGCGAGCCGGUAUGAUCGACGAAAUCAGCCGAGGUUUGGUAUCGACGCCCAUGGAAACGCUCGACCAGUUCAUCACCGGGGAGGUGACAAACCACCUGUUCGAGAACAAGAAGAUCCCGUUCUCCGGGGUGGAUCUGAUUGCCUUGAACAUACAGAGAGCCAGAGACCACGGCAUACCCUCCUACAACAACUACAGGGCGUUGUGCAACUUAAAACGUGCCACCACGUUCGAGGAUUUGGCCAGGGAGAUCCCGCCGGAGGUGAUAGCGCGAUUCAAGCGGAUCUACGCUACCGUAGACGAUAUCGAUCUCUUCCCGGGGGGGAUGAGCGAGAGACCGCUGCAGGGGGGCUUGGUGGGUCCGACGUUCGCCUGCAUCAUAGCCACGCAGUUCAGGCAGCUGCGCAAGUGCGACAGGCACUGGUACGAGAACGAAGACUCGGCGGUGCGUUUCGCGGAGCCGCAGCUCGCUGAAAUCCGCAAGAUCACGCUGGGGAAGGUGAUUUGCGACAACAUGGACGGCCCGGCCGAGAUGCAGCGCGCCGCCUUCGACCUGCCGUCGAACUUCUUGAACCCCAGGAUCCCCUGCGAGUCGCAUCCGGCCAUCGAUUUGUCGGCGUGGCGGGAGCACACCAGCAACGGGUGCGUUAUAGGGGACCGCCACGUGCAAGUCGGGCGCAAUAGCUUCCCCAGCCCUUGCACCAGCUGCGUCUGCACAAACGAAGGCGGUAACUGCGCAUCCCUGAGAGUCACGGACUGCAACCAGCUGCUGCGCGAGUGGUCCAAGGAGGCCAUCUUGCGGGAUGACGUGUGCACCGCGCAGUGCGGUUUCUUAUUGGGCAACGACGGUUUUCAGAGCAGGCCUACCAACCUGCAGACGGACUUGAGACCGCCUCCGGCGCACGUGAGGGCGCGACAGUUGAACAACUUCAACCGUCAGUUCGGGGGAUUCCCGCAAGGGUUCAGUUUCCCCGAUUUGUCGCCGUUCAUCGCGAAGUAAAGUUUGGACACUAUUUUUUAGUUGAUGUGCUUAAAUUAUUAUUAAAUUUUGUUAUCUAAGUAUUUAAGGAUAUUACCAUAAUGUUUUUGCUCAGUUCUAGCAGUGUAUAUAUUUUGAAAGUUGGAUCUCUUAAAGUUAUUUUCAAAAUCGCGCGCCAAUUUUUAGACUUCGGUUUAUUUUUUCCCUAGAGCAUAUACUACAAAUAAUAUUACUACAAUUAUGUACGUAUGCUCUAAGGUAUAUUUGUAAAUAUUAUGUAUUUUAAUUUUAGGAUGCGAAUUUACGCAAAACUAUCAUAAAAAAUGAAUAUUGAAUAAUUA
Messenger RNA from Brassicogethes aeneus, 4672 nucleotides. Lineage: Eukaryota; Metazoa; Arthropoda; Insecta; Coleoptera; Nitidulidae. The record is from the annotation of a GenBank genome assembly.